Messenger RNA from Coffea eugenioides, 2311 nucleotides. RefSeq names its product probable serine/threonine-protein kinase At1g54610. Gene Ontology annotation, biological process: positive regulation of transcription elongation by RNA polymerase II; protein phosphorylation. The record is from RefSeq and is a predicted model, not a curated record. The coding region runs from base 363 to 2108 and encodes 581 amino acids. Lineage: Eukaryota; Viridiplantae; Streptophyta; Magnoliopsida; Gentianales; Rubiaceae. Gene Ontology annotation, cellular component: cyclin-dependent protein kinase holoenzyme complex; nucleus. Gene Ontology annotation, molecular function: ATP binding; RNA polymerase II CTD heptapeptide repeat kinase activity; cyclin-dependent protein serine/threonine kinase activity. The transcript has 7 exons.
AUCCCGUUCAAUUCAUAGAUGCCCCCAACUGCUAAACUGCAACUUCCUCCUUUUCACUCUCCUAGAAAGUUAACCUUUUUCACACACACUCAAAUACACCCGCAUUAACACACUCUGAGAAAUAAAUACUCAAAUGGGUUUUGCAGGAAUUCGAUGAAAGGAGCUGAAAGCCAGCUCUCAAGUGUUGAUUUUUAAUGCAGAGAAAAAAGAAAAAAGAAAAAAAGGGAAAACAAAAACAAAAACCCAUCAGUUGUUUUCAGUUGAGCUGUUUUUCCUGCAUGUUCUAGAUAAGUGGUAUUCCGAUUACUGGUUUGGAGGCAAACCCAUAUGGCAAAGCUAAGAUAAGGUGCAAAACAAGCGAUAUGGGGUGUGUUCUUGGGACGAGGGCUGCCGGAGAAACUGGGACAGCUACUCGCCGGAGAGGAGGAAAUGGACGCCGGAGAAGAAUUGGUCAACGGAGACCGGGUACUGAGGUGGUUGGAGUUCAAAAACAGGGCGAAGGAAAGGAGAGGACUGCAGAAUUUCCGGCGCGGGAGCCUGACCGAAGGAAGCAAACGGCGGCGAUACUGGAGUAUUCUCUGAGGAAUAUCACUGCUACUAAUCAGCAAGGAUGGCCGACUUGGCUAGUUGCUGUCGCCGGAGAUGCUAUUAAGGAUUGGACACCUCGCCGUGCCAAUACUUUCGAGAAACUCGAUAAGAUUGGGCAAGGUACUUACAGCAAUGUAUACAAAGCAAAGGACUUGAUAACAGGGAAGAUAGUGGCAUUAAAGAAGGUCAGGUUUGAUAACUUGGAGCCGGAGAGUUUGAAGUUCAUGGCAAGAGAAAUUCUUGUGUUGAGUAAGUUGGAUCAUCCCAAUGUCAUAAAGCUUGAAGGGCUGGUCACUUCAAGAAUGUCAUCUAGUCUUUACUUAGUUUUUGAGUACAUGGAGCAUGAUCUUGCUGGGCUUUCGGCGGGCCAAGAGAUCAAGUUCACUGAGCCCCAGGUGAAGUGCUAUAUGCAUCAGCUGCUUUCUGGCCUUGAACAUUGCCACAAUAAUGGUGUGCUACACCGAGAUAUCAAAUGCUCCAAUUUACUCAUUGACAAUGAAGGAAAUUUAAAAAUUGCUGAUUUUGGCUUAGCUUCUUUUUAUGAUCCUGAACAGAAGCAACCCAUGACUAGUCGUGUUGUGACCCUCUGGUACCGGCCACCAGAACUUCUCCUUGGGGCCACUUCUUAUGGUAUCGGAGUUGAUCUGUGGAGUGCUGGCUGCAUUUUAGCUGAAUUACUUGCUGGGAAGCCAAUAAUGCCAGGAAGAACAGAGGUUGAGCAACUCCACAAGAUAUUCAAGUUGUGUGGUUCUCCGUCGGAGGAGUAUUGGAAGAAAUCCAGGUUGCCAAAUGCUACUCUUUUUAAACCACAGCAACCUUAUAAGCGCUGCAUAUCAGAAACCUUCAAGGAUUUUCCACCCUCUUCUCUCCCCUUGAUUGAAACUCUUCUUGCUAUCGACCCCAAAGAUCGAGGCACUGCUACAGCUGCUUUAAAUAGUAAUUUCUUUACUACUGAACCUUUUGCCUGCAACCCAUUAAGCUUGCCAAAGUAUCCUCCGAGCAAGGAAAUUGACCUCAAAUUGAGAGAUGAAGAAGCCAGGAGGCAAAGAGGUUUAAGUGGGAAACCACAUGCUGUAGAUGGUGCGAGAAGAGUGAGAGCUCGUGACCGGAUUAGUCGAGCUGUUCCAGCUCCAGAAGCUAAUGCAGAGAAUCAAGCAAAUUUAGAUAGGUGGAGAAUGAUGACAGAAGCAAAUGCUAAGAGCAAAAGCGAAAAAUUUCCACCUCCUCAUCAGGAUGCGGCAGUAGGAUACCCUCUCGAUAACUCCAAUAAUGGCCCUUUAUCGUUUAAUGUGGCUGACAAUUCUUUUAAUUCAUCAAUUUUUGAUCCAAAGUCAUCUCGAUCUCUUAAGAAUACUGCAGCAACUGGUGGACCGUCCAGGAGGAGAAUUAAGAAAGAAGAACCUCAGAUGGUGCCUUCUCGAGGAAUUUUUAAUGCCUUCCUUCCAUCUACAGUUAGGUUAUCAAUGGAUCUAAGGCUCAAGAAGGAAUCAGCUUCAGAGAUUUUUGGUCGCCAAAAGUAGAGUAUGCAUAAGAAAUAAAAAGGUUUUGUGGAUCAAAGUGUUUUUCCUGGCAUUUAAUUUUAUUUUUUUUUCGCUCUUCAUUUUUUUUAUCCAUUUUUUGAGCCUUGCAAUAUUGGAGGCGCUUUUGUAAAUUCUCAAAAGGAACAUCUAAGAAAUUAUGAGUAAAAUUUUCUAUUGAAUUCCCCUCGUUUUUGUACAGUUAA